Messenger RNA from Chanos chanos (milkfish), 714 nucleotides. It is a transcript of the gene itpa, whose product is annotated as inosine triphosphatase (nucleoside triphosphate pyrophosphatase). Lineage: Eukaryota; Metazoa; Chordata; Actinopteri; Gonorynchiformes; Chanidae. Gene Ontology annotation, molecular function: nucleoside triphosphate diphosphatase activity. Gene Ontology annotation, biological process: nucleoside triphosphate catabolic process. Gene Ontology annotation, cellular component: cytoplasm. Bases 3 to 614 code for a protein of 203 amino acids. The transcript is spliced from 8 exons. The record is from RefSeq and is a predicted model, not a curated record.
ACAUGGCAGUACCUCCUGGGAGAGCUGUGGUAUUUGUCACUGGAAACAUGAAAAAAUUAGAAGAGGUUAUUCAAAUCCUAGGCGACAAAUUUCCAUACAAGCUCAUUUCUAAGAAGAUUGAUUUACCAGAGUACCAAGGGGAGCCGGAUGAAAUCUCCAUACAUAAAUGUCGGGAAGCAGCGAUACAGGUAGAUGGACCUGUUCUUGUGGAGGACACCUGUCUCUGUUUCAGGGCCCUGGGGGGUUUACCUGGGCCUUAUAUAAAAUGGUUCCUGGAUAAACUGAAACCAGAAGGACUGUAUAAACUGUUAGCAGGCUUUGAGGAUAAGUCUGCCUGGGCCCUGUGCACCUUUGCCUUCUGUGCGGGGAAGGAAGAGCCAGUGCAGCUCUUCAGAGGGAUUACUGAGGGGCGUAUUGUGGAACCGAGAGGACCAAGGGAUUUUGGCUGGGACCCCUGUUUUCAGCCUGAUGGCUAUGAUAAAACAUACGCAGAGCUUCCAAAAGAGGAGAAGAACAGGAUCUCCCACCGAUACCGCGCUCUGGCGGCCAUGUCAGAACAUUUUUCUCAGCUGAACAACGCACCCGAGACCAAGAAGCUGAAGCUGGAUGACUGAUCUCUGGGUUUUGUCAAAUAGCAUCCAGUUCUUCAGCUGGUCUCGUGCUCCAGAGACAUGUUGAUCGUUAACAGUUUGAACGCUGUCUUUGUCCAGUUCU